AAAAGUAUCUCCCACUUUCUCUUGUUUUAGUGGCAUUUGGAGGAUUUAUUCGACUGAAGUACACACAUACUGUAGGCGAAGUGAGAGGAUAUUUUUCAACGAGUCAAAUGGCUCACGCAGCGUCAGUUAUACGACUUAUUGUGCCCAUUUUGAUACUGAUUUUACAAGUCCAGGGAUAUAGCAGUGGACUUCAGAAGCUUCAGAGGCAGAAACGAGAAUGGAUCAUUCCUCCCAAGAAAUUGUUGGAGAAUAAGGACUAUACUAAGAUGGAAUACAUAUCAAAAAUUCGCUCUGAUGAAGAGACACGAACAAGCAUACGUUACUUUCUUGAAGGCAAAGGAGCAUCUGAAGCUCCCAUGAACCUUUUCACAGUGAAUCAUGAAAAUGGCUAUGUCAGGAUCAAUGGCAUUCUGGACCGGGAAGAGACGCCCUAUUACUAUUUGAAGGGAGUGGCUAAGUUUGCAGAUGGGACACGAGCAGAGAAAGACAUUGAUCUCGUAAUAGAGGUUCUGGACGUGAAUGACUGUCCACCUGUGUUCUCUUUCGUAGCAGCUCAAAGUACUAGUGAAAUUUUUGAAGCAAGUUCAAUUGCUACGUAUGUGAUGAAAAUCAACGCCACAGAUGCAGACAUGCCCAACACGCCUAACUCACAGAUAGCCUACACCAUUGUUGAGCAAAGCCCUCCAGGGGGCAGCAUGUUCUACAUCAACCAGGAAACAGGAGGGAUCUUUGUGAAUAUGAGGACUCUGGACAGGGAGACCCACGACACAUACACCCUGACAAUCAAAGGAAGUGACAUGAAUGGAGCGGCUGGAGGGCUCUCGGGCACUGGAAAAGUUGUUAUCAAGCUUCUGGAUGUAAAUGAUAACAUUCCAACUCUGGAAAAGAGCUUUUACGAGGCCAAUGUAAUGGAGAACACAGUCAACGUGACGGUGGUGAAGAUCCAAGCACUAGAUCUUGAUUUAAAAUAUACUGACAACUGGCUGGCUGUAUACACCAUUGUCUCUGGAAAUGAAGCAGGAUACUUCAGCAUCACCACAGACACCAAAACAAAUGAGGGCAUACUGGUGUUAAAUAAGCCCUUAAACUAUGAAGAACUGCAAGAGGUCAACCUGCGGGUGAGUGUUUCCAACAAAGCUGAGUACCACUCCUCCACCAUCAUCUCACAGUCCAAGACGUACCCCAUCAAGAUCCAUGUCCAAAAUGAGCCAGAAGGCCCUCGCUUUCAACCUCAAAUCAAAGUAGUGACAGUCUCAGAGGACAGCAAAACCAUUGACUUCAAGACGGUCAUCACUACCUACAAGGCCAUUGAUAGUGACACGCUGAUGCAUGCCACUAACGUCAUUUAUGCCAAAGGAGAAGAUAAGGACAACUGGAUAAGUAUAGAUAGAGAGACUGCUGAAAUCAGACUAAACAAAUAUCCUGACCGAGAAUCCAAGCACCUGGUUAAUGGAACGUACUAUGCCAAAAUCAUUUGUAUCUCAAAAGAAGCCCCAGUGAAAACAGCCACAGGAACCAUUGCCAUUCAGGUUGACGACUUCAAUGACAAUUGUCCAAAAUUGACCAGCACGAGUCAGUCUGUGUGCUUUCCGGAUGAUGUGGUGUAUGUCACUGCUGUGGAUAAAGAUCCCUUUCCAAACGGAGCACCAUUUGAAUUUAAAGUUGUGUCCGACACAAAAGAACGCUGGACCGUAGAGCGCCUUAAUGACACCACGGUGAUCUUGCGACCCAAAGAGACUUUGUGGCCAGGCCUUUACAAGGUGUUCCUGGAGAUCCAAGACGAGCAGGGAAAAGCCUGUGCUGGCGGUCAGGUGUUAGACCUGGAGGUGUGCAGCUGCACCAAGGGCACCAAGGCGUGCCUGGACCGCGGUGUCAGGGGGCCCACCGCCAUCCUGGGACCCGCUGGCAUCCUCUUGCUGCUCCUGGGACUCGUGCUGCUCUUCUUGCUGCCCCUCCUGCUGCUGUUCUGUCUGUGUGGUGAUGCUGCUACGAAGGGUGGUUUUGUUGCCAUGCCCUGGGAGGCCAAACAACACCUCAUCUCUUAUCACACAGAGGGCCAAGGGGAAGACAAGGAAGUGCCGCUGGUGACCAUACCAACAGUAGUGGAUGGUACCCUCAUAAAGGCCAUUGAUGGAGGCGGAAAAGGCACUGGUAUUGCACCGGGCUGGUCUGGUCAAACAAUUGAUACUACUGAUGGACACCAGCAGUGGAUUUCAUCAGUGAGCACUGUUGGUGGAGGAUAUGAUAGGUAUGGGUACGGGCAAGGGCAAGGGCAAGGGCAAUGGCAAGGGCAAGGGCAAGGCCAAUAUGACCAUUGGCAAAGUGGACACAAAUAUCAGGAAGUGUCCAGCAAAAUGGGCGCAUUUGAAGGCAUUGCAUUAUCGGAGGGAUUUCUUCAAGAAUAUUAUUCACAGAAAGCACACUGCAUUCAGAAUCAGCAUUCUCCGAAAGAGGCUCUGCUCAUCUUUGAUUAUGAGGGCCAGGAGUCUCCAGUGGGCUCUAUAGGCUGCUGUAGUCUCCUCCAGGAUGACCAGGACCUGGACUUCCUCAAUGACCUCGGGCCUAAAUUUAAGACUCUGGCCGACAUCUGCGGUGGCACGUCACUUGAAGUCGAGUCUAGUAAGGUGACGGUCACAGCUUCUCAGCCUUCAGCACCGAUCGUGGCUAACGUUGAUGUCUUUGCGGAUAUCACACACAGCAUUAACGCUGCUAGAACCGAGGCGGCCAGCCUGGCCACUUCAUCCACCCGGAUCCAAGAAAGCGUAAUCUCGUCAACCCGUCCAGCCACCACCGAUGUGCACCUUCGAGAGAACUUUGUCGUUCCAACCCAGACACUGCUCAUCCAGCAGCCAACUCUCUACUACACUGCUGCUGCCCCACCCAUGUACGUGGUGGAUCCACAGCCCCAUCAAACCCUGGUCGUAGGUCCUGCCGUCAAUAUGGGCGAAAACAUGGUCGUGGUCGAGAGACAGGCCACCACAGGAGGAUCUGCCCAGCUGCAGGGUUUAAGUCAGGGGGUGAUCGGGGUGGAGAGCCUGCACGGAGCCCAGAGCCUGAUUCUGCUGGAGGGAGGCAGGGCCUCUGUGGCCGGUGACCCUCACCAGAUCGUUGGCACGUUGGGGAAAAGGCAAGUGGUCACGGUCGAGACGUGUGGUCAUGGAUUGCAGAGCGGCUCUGCGACUCAAAUCGGUCAUGGCGAGAGCUACGCGUCUGGUAAUGUCUCACUUUCAGGGUCAUCAGUGAGUUCUGAGAGCAGGGGGCUGCAGUAUUCGGGCGGCGGCGGGUUGAUUCAGGUACUCCCAUCCCAAGGCCUUCACAGUGAGAGUGUAGACCUGAGAGGUCAAGGUGUCUCUAUGAAUGUUCCACUGGAGGCUAUGCACGAAGGCACACACAAAGUUGUUGUCCAGGAGAGGGUGUCAGUCACUGAGAGAAAUAUCCAAUCCAGUAGUACAGCAUAAAAGGGUUCAAGGAUAUAUUGCUUCAGUUUAUCAAGUUUAUUACAUUAGCACUGUAGGGAUACCAGUGGCUAUCUUAAGUAUUAGGAAACAAUAUUAUUGAAUGCAAAAUGAAGAGUAUGUGUUACUAAGAUUUAGUAUUAACUGCAUCAGAAAGCAAAGGAAAGAAGUCUUAAGAUUUCUUUUGACUUCAGCACUAUAUAUUUAUUUUUUCUUUUCUUUUCUUUUUUUAAGAUACACUUUAAACAGCCUCUUCAUUAAACUGUAUCCAGCACUGUAUCUGUUGCUUUACAAGCAUUGUACAUUCAAGAUCAUGUAAUGAUCUUUUUUUUUUUUUACUUCACUUGAGAAACAGUGAAUAACAUGUGAUCGGGUUAGGUUUGCUGUAAUACACUGUUUAUUAUUACCACUAGAGGGUGAUACUGUUCUGUGCUACUGAAUGACUUCCUGCAUCUCAUUACUGUAAUGAUGUGCAUUUAUGUAUAUUUGUAGAAAGCAAAGGAAAUACUCCAAAAAUAAAUGUCUAAUGUUUUGUUUUUGUUGAAUUAGAAGUGAGAUUGAUCUGAAAAAAAAAAUAAGGUUAGCGUUUUGAGGAGAAUAAAGUUUGCUAUAGGGCAGCAUUUGACAUUUCAAUAAGUUAGUUCCAUAUUUCCAGUUUUUGUUUUGUUGUCUUACUUGAUGCUUUAUUUAGAUGUACUGUAAUAUAUGUCUAAAUGUGCUAAAUACAGAUUGUCAAUCUUUUGCAUUAUUUUGAUAUUAUUUGGUCUGAUAAGCCAUCGUAAAGCCUUUGUUCAUUGUAAGAUAUGAACAAGAUUUGUGUCACGCUUGGCGCCAUAUUUUGCAAGGUGUACGAUAGUGUACGAUUUGUUUAAGCAGUAACACCAGUGGGACAGGGGUCGGUUAAGCAUAUUCCCAUGGCUGUACUUUGGCCGUAGGUACAUACAUAGUACUUUAUGUAAGAAGCCAUGGUAUUUCCAUAUUCUUACUGUAAUAUUGUUUAAUGCGUUCAGUAGGCCCUACUGUAUAAGGGGAUUGCUCAACUUUUUUUCAUUUAUUAAUUACUUAUUAGUUACUGCAACAACACACCACAUGCCAAUUGAUUUUGACCCUUCAAUUACUCCUUAAUUAAGGCAUUCUCUAAUUAAGGCAUUCUUCUGUACAAUUCAAGGUUUAGAAAGUGUCUGUCUUGCAUGAAGUGACACAGGUUCAAUUUCCAGCAUAGUUUUGAAUUUGAAAAUACAGGUAAAAGUGGGGGCUAUUUCUGUUCCUAGAAUUAGCAACAGAGUGAGGAAAGAACAGAAGGCUGUAGUCAUUGAGUCAACGUUGGGAAGGACCAAACGUCUCAUAUAUCAGUGUUUCUUAACUGAUCUGACCUUGGGACCCUCAGUGUCCCAUGGUCAUUAAGUUGCAACCCAUAACCCAUUUGCUUUCAAAGUGCUCGACAUGUUUGUGCCAUUUUAGUUUUUGAUUUUUUUUCAUCUCCUGCCAGCAAUUCACUGCACGCCACAGACUGGGGUUUCUGCACCUUUUUGUCGUCAACAUCAGUGAAUCCAUACUGUUCAUCAAAUACUCAGGGUCGUUUUGCCAUACUAUUACAAUAAUGUCUAACAUGACCUGUCACAUAAAGACUGUCUAUGUCCAUGGCAACGACUGGCAUAAUAAAGGUCCGACACCAGCCCUGAUGGUGUAACGUUUUAAAUGGGCAAUUCUUCUUUUGUUUCGCAACCCACUUAUUUAAAAAAAAAAAGAAAACUGCCAACCCUUAUACAAAUUCAUGAACAGAUAGAGUGUGUUUUUUUUUUUAAUAGUGUCUAAUAGUAUUACACAGCCCUGAUGAUGAUGAACAAAAAUCUAUGCAUUGUUAUAGAAAAAUAAGUCCAGAUAAGCAAAUUGUAUUUAAAGAAAAAAUAAAUAAACUCAGCUGUGCAACGUU
Molecule: messenger RNA, 5388 nt
Organism: Sardina pilchardus (European sardine)
Lineage: Eukaryota; Metazoa; Chordata; Actinopteri; Clupeiformes; Clupeidae
Product: desmoglein-2-like protein
Exons: 14
Coding region: 108-3458 (1116 amino acids)
Biological process (GO): homophilic cell-cell adhesion
Cellular component (GO): plasma membrane; desmosome
Molecular function (GO): calcium ion binding
Source: RefSeq, a predicted model, not a curated record